AUGAAUAAUAAUUCAAGAGAUCCACCCAGCAAAAUUUUGCUUCUUGUAAUUACCCAAUUAUCCCCAACAUUUCCAUUGUGUAAUGAUCUGUUAUUUGAACAAUUUGGAAAAUAUGGGGAUAUCAAAAAGAUUCUAAUUUUCGAAAGGGGUAAAGCAAACAAAGCUUUUGUUGAAUAUUAUGAUAUUAAACAUGCAAUCGAGGCAAGGAAAGAUAAAAUCGGUAAAUAUUUGGCUGAGGGGGAAGGAAAGUAUGAAUUAUUUAUAAAUUUAGAUUAACAAUACAUUUUUCUCGCCUAAAAAAUUUAGAUUUGGAGGUAGUUGACAAAUCUCGAGGAACUGACUAUACUUAAACAAGCAUUACUAAUUCAGAUGUAGUGAAACAUUCAAACACAGAUGAUCCAAAUGUUUUGAGAUAACAAUUAGAUCAAUUUACUCGAACUUUUACAUAAACUCCUUAAAGGAAUAUGAGUCCGUAAAGAAAUGAAGAGAUAAAUAAUUUACUAAAUUCAGAUUCUGAAGAUGAGGCAUAAGACUUCUUAAAAUAAAAACCUAAUACAACACCUAUGAUUUCUGAGGAUGUCGAAAACAUGAUCACUCAAAAACCAUCGAAAAUUAUUAAAAUAUAAUCUAUUGAUGAAAGAGUAACCGCCAAGAUGUUGUAUAAUAUUUUUAAUAAAUUUGGCAAUAUAGAAGAAAUAUUAUAUGAAAAGCAAUUUAAAAGAGUGUUUAUAAGAUAUUAAACAGUAGAGUUUGCUUAAAUUGCAAAAGAAUAUUUAAACAAUAUAACAUUUUUUGAUCAAUAAGUAAUAAUUUUUCCAUCUAAAAUAGUGGCGUAUAACAUACAUCCCUUUAUAUCAAUUACAACCAACAACCAUUCAAGAUGAAUAUAUGAUUUAUUACAAUCCAAACGGACCUAAGGUAAUUGCUCCACUCUCCAAAACAAUUAUUUUGAGUGGUGUUUCUGAACCAAUGGAGAUAUCAGAAAUGAUUCGAUUAGUCGUCAAAGUUACAGGUAACCAUAGAUAUUCAACUAGAAAUUAAAAUUAUUUCCUCUGAUAGUUUGGAAAUCAGUAUGUUGAACAUCCCUGAAACUCUAAAAAUUAUAGCUGUAUUCUCCGAUUAUGAAUUCAAAAAUUAAAAACUAGUUAUUUCACUGAAAUGA
Molecule: messenger RNA, 1162 nt
Organism: Paramecium octaurelia
Lineage: Eukaryota; Ciliophora; Oligohymenophorea; Peniculida; Parameciidae
Source: the annotation of a GenBank genome assembly